GGGCUAGAAUUCAAUUGAUUAAGCAAGUACUUUACCAAAGAUGCAUACUUCUCUGAACUUGUACCGUGCUUCGGGUACUGCGCUGAGGUCAGUUUCCGUUCCGGAUGCAGAACGCCCCAGGGUCACGUUGAGGCUCGCCCCGCAGAAACCAGUGCGAACUGUCUGCAAGGCGGCAGUUUCAGCACCGGCACCGACGGUUGGCACAAGCAAUGGAGCAGCAGCACCACAGUACAGAGUGGCAGUGCUCGGCGCCAGUGGUUACACCGGGGAGGAGGUUGUGAGGCUCUUGGCCCUCCACCCAAACUUCAAGGUCGCAGCUCUCACCGGGGAAACGCAAGCCGGCAAGGAGUUCUCAGACGUCUUCCCCCAUCUGGUCACGGCGACCAAUGUGCCCACCCUCACAAAGAUUGCGGAGGUGGACUGGUCCGAGAUCGAUGCGGCCUUCUGCUGCCUGCCGCAUGCGACGACACAGGAGAUCCUGAAUUCGCUGCCCCGCCACAUUAAAGUGGUGGACCUGUCUGCCGACUUCCGGCUCAAGGACAUUGCAGUCUAUGCUGAGUGGUAUGGUGGCGAGCACAAGGCACCAGAGCUGCAGAAGGAGGCAGUGUACGGCCUGACAGAGCUGAACAGGGAAGCAGUCAAGACUGCUCGCCUCGUGGCCAACCCAGGGUGCUACCCAACCACCGUUCAGCUCCCCCUCUGCCCCCUUCUCGAGGCUGGUCUCAUUGAGAAGGAGGACAUCAUUGUGGAUGCCAAGUCUGGUGUCAGCGGCGCUGGCAGAAGCGCCAAGCAGAACCUCCUGUACACUGAGAUCGCAGAGGGCAUCAACUGCUAUGGAGUCGGCAGCCACAGGCACAUGCCAGAAAUCGAACAGGGAUUGAGCGAGGCAGCGGGGGCACCAGUAAGGAUCAGCUUCACGCCCACUCUGAUGCCCAUGAGCAGAGGCAUGCAGUCCACCAUCUAUGUGCGCUUGACUGAGGGGACCUCUGUUGAUGACCUCAGGGAGCACCUGCAGAAGCGGUAUGCGGAUGAGACUUUCGUGCACGUUCUUCCGAAGGGCAGCAUUCCCCACACACGGCAUGUGCGCGGGUCCAACUACAACCUCAUUGCAGUCUUCCCAGACCGCAUCUCUGGGCGCGCAAUUGUCAUCUCAGUCAUUGACAACUUGGUGAAGGGCGCCUCUGGACAGGCCAUCCAGAACCUGAAUGUUGUCAUGGGCAUCCCUGAGGAGACUGGACUGCUGCAGCAAGCUCUGUUCCCUUAGGCUUGGGUGCUCAUCUGAUGCUGUGUUUCCUGUCGCACCACACACUCAAAAGAGAAGAGCUGAAAAUUUUGUGGUUCACUUCAUUACGAACGACCCCGUGCAUUUGAUGUGAGAAUGAAAAGACAUCUGAGUGAUCUGUCUGGUGCACUUCUUGGUACUUGACUUGACACAGGCAAGGCUCUCCUGUAUUGCCUCUGCGAGUGAGGGAGUCUCAGGUCGUGACCAGGGAGUGGCAGGGAGUCACUGACUCACCUGCUAGGUACACUCAAAUAACCGAGGUUCUCAUGAUGCGACAUUUUGCUCUUUUUGAAGGUGCAUCUGUAUCUUUUUCUCUAUUUGUGCUCAUCAGUGAAUGCAGACGGUUGCAUGCCUGGUCCCCAUCAAGGCAGUGGCCUCAGCCACAGUGUCUGCGCAGUGCAGAUGUCAUUAGUGCAUGCAUCUGGAACACUGUGUAAGGAGUUGACCGCUAU
Messenger RNA from Coccomyxa subellipsoidea C-169, 1734 nucleotides. Its product is annotated as N-acetyl-gamma-glutamyl-phosphate reductase. The transcript has 8 exons. The record is from RefSeq and is a predicted model, not a curated record. Gene Ontology annotation, molecular function: NAD binding; NADP+ binding; protein dimerization activity. Gene Ontology annotation, biological process: L-arginine biosynthetic process. NCBI's taxonomy places the organism in Eukaryota, Viridiplantae, Chlorophyta, Trebouxiophyceae, Coccomyxaceae. The coding region runs from base 41 to 1264 and encodes 407 amino acids.